Molecule: messenger RNA, 360 nt
Organism: Thelazia callipaeda (thelaziosis nematode)
Lineage: Eukaryota; Metazoa; Nematoda; Chromadorea; Rhabditida; Thelaziidae
Source: the annotation of a GenBank genome assembly
AUGAUUCAUCUAUGGAUGGAUCGUCCUAACGAUUUGGUCAGUAGUUCGAAAACGAAAAGUAACGUUCGACUUUCGAAAUACGUUUCUAUAAGUGAUGGUAAUCGUAACAAUUGCACAAAUUCAACAAACUAUUACGCAGGAACGACUGAAUCUGGAUCAAAUUCCACGGCAACAAGUGCAUUGAGAAAAUGUUGCCGAAGUACCAGUGUCGCUGCCGAAGAAAGUCGUUCGCAAAGAACUCAAGGAAAAUCAAAUCAUCGCAGUCGUUCAAAAAGUGUAUUCGCUCAUAAACAAUGGCUCGAUGGAGCGAUGAGUGGAACAGGCAUUACCAGCGAAUUGUUUAAGGUUACAAAUGCUUAA